GUUCUCUCCGACAGCUGCUUCGUGCGGGGAACAGUUCUUGGACCCGACUACUGUUACCGUGAUUCAACUACUGCUGAAUGCAGUAUGACGCCUCCAAUUUUUUUUAAAUUUUGUAUUACUUUCGGUACUGAUACAAAAUACUGGAAAGUGGUAUUUCACAAUAACUAUUUUUUUUUUUUUAAAUGGCGACGGUUACUUGAGUGUUUUUUUUUUUUUUUUUUUUAGGUAAGGAACUUUAGUGGACUAAAAAUGUUAGUUUGUGGUGUUGAAUAAUUCACAGUAUUAGAAAAGUUUUAAUUGGUUAGUGGGAAAGAACAGUCAUGCAUAUACUAUUUGUGUUCGAUAGUAAUUUAAGGUGUUGCUGGAAUGCUAACUUAAAUAAAAUGUUGACAGAGUUUUACUUACGGAUGACAGUGAAGCUUCCUGUGUGCGUGUGUGUUAUUAUGUGAAGUAAAUUGUCAGAGUAGAAUGCAUCCCGUGAGGCGACGCAAGAAAAGGCCCAACUAUGGCAUCCGGACGGUGGAGGUGAGUCGCGGUUCUAACGGGUUCGGGUUCACGAUCUCGGGCCAGCAGCCGUGCAUCCUUAGCUGCAUCGUGGCGGGUAGCCCUGCGGAGCGCGCGGGGCUCAGACCGGGGGACUGCCUGGUGUCUGUCAACAGCCAGAGCGUGAGUAAGGUCCCGCACGACGAUGUGGUACGCCUGAUCGGGGCCUCGAGCAGUGCGCUGCGCCUGCAGAUCGCCGACAACUACUACUCUGACAGUUCUGAAGACGACGCCCCCGCGGCGCGCGCCAAACCGCGCUGUCUGCACCGCCUCAGAGUGCAUGCCCAGCAGGGCCGUGCUGCCAAGGUGGUGCGCGACUUGCGCACGGGCGCCAUGUUUGAGGAGCCACCGUGCGAAGACAGCCCCGCCCCCAGCCCCCCGCCGCCCCGCCCUGCCCCCGUCCUAGCUCCCUCCCCCGCCCCAGCUCCUGUUCCCGAGCAUCGAGCGCUCGUCGGCUACCUGGGCACCAUAGAGAUGCCGCGAGAGCUGCAGCCAGGCUCACGCCUGCAGGUGGUGCGAGGUUGUAUCCGCAGACUGCGAGCCGAGAAGCGCGCGCACACACUGGUGCUGAUGAGCGUACGCAGCCGCAGUCUGCUGCUAUCCAACUGUCACGGUGCUGUGCUGGCAGAGUACCCUGCCGAGCGUGUGGCCUUCUGCGGGCCCGGUCUGGAUGACGAACGUCGCUUCUUCGGGCUGGUGACCAUGGCCGUGCCGCACGCGGACGAGGCGCCCAGCAGCUCGUGCCACGUGUUUGCGGUGGAGCCCAGCCUCCAUGGAGCACAUGCCACCCACGCAUUCAAGGCGGAGGCCUUCAAGCUGCGUUGCAGCCUAGAUCCGGUGCAUGGCUCGUGUCGAGAGUUCCCUGGGCGCGCGGAUGAGCCCGUGGCCGCGGUGAGGCGGCUGUAUGACGACCAGCCCCCCCUGGCCCACUCCCCUCGCCCGAGCAGCACACCUACCACCGCCUCCAGCAACAGCGACUCUGGGAUCGGCUUCCGUGAUGACUGCGGCAACCAGUCUGAUGGGAUCCUGGUGGUGGACUUGCAAGAGCGGCGGCCGCACGUGCUCGCGGAGAACCCAGCCGGGCGGCUGACAGUGCGCGCCAUGCCUGACCCGGUGGUGAGCAGUCGUAGCCGGUCACCACUGUGUGGCUCAUCGAGUGACGGGCCAUGCGGGGGCAGUUCCCAGGACGCACUGCUGUCCUACAAGCUGAGUCCCAAGGUGUUUGGUGUUGCACGACCCGUCACACACAGCCUGGAAGACCUGCCAGGGGGCGGGACCUCGCAUGUUCACCAGUGGGGCAGCCUGCAGGAGUUGCGCAGCUUCGAGAACACGCCUCAAGCUCAGCACACGGACCAACAUCAGCCCCGGGCAGCAGGAGAGGACGAUGCCAGCAACCGGCAGCCCACGGAUGGGGGUGUUGCCGGCUGGGCCAGCUCCUUGGAGAGGCUGCUGGACGACCCAGCGGGACUUCACACCUUUGCGGAGUUCCUGAAGAAGGAGUUCAGUCACGAGAACAUCUACUUCUGGGUGGCGUGCGAGCGCUAUCGUGGCUUGAAUGACCCUCUGAUGCGCAAGAAGGUAGCACACCAGAUAUUCGACCAACACAUGUGCCUGGGUGCGCUGGAGCCUGUAAAUGUCGACUCUCAUGCCAGGCAAGAGACACAGGAGGGUCUCGACGAGGCAGCCCCCUCGCUGUUCCUUCAGGCGCAGAAGCAAAUAUUCAACCUAAUGAAGUUUGACUCAUAUCCUCGUUUCAUCAAGUCUGAGCUGUACAAGGAGGUUCUUAUGCGGGACUUGUCUGGCGAGGUCCUGCCGUACCGCGGCCUGGACUUGGCUCUGGAGGCCAUUGACGCGCCCGAACCCUCUCGACCCACUCACAAGCAGCUGAAGAAGAGUCGCAGCGAUGCAGAGGACCGGCGCCGCAAGUCCCUGCUCCCCUGGCACCGCAGGAAUCGCUCCCAGUCGAAGGACCGUGGUGACUGGGAAAACGGCGUACAAGAUGCAGAUGUGGCAUCGAUGCGCAGCGAUUUCACCAGCAGCAGGUCGUCUCUGGCAUCCUGGGACAGAGCGCUACGAGGUUCUUUCUCACGCCAGUCCUUGUCAUCGUCAAGUGGGGAGUGCGCGUUAUGCCGGGUGUGUCUGCCCGAUGGGGCCACGACGGUGGUACAGAUCCGCCCCAGAGAGACUGUGUGCAACCUGGUUCUGCGUCAGUUGGACAAGCGUGGCCUACGCUUCUCUGCCUUCGACGUGUUCUACGCUCCUUCCCACCAGUUGGUGGGCCUGGAUGAAGACAGCUCUGUGCUAGCAAGGUGUGAAGUGCAAGUGGAGAGGCGUGUGGUGUUCCGACUAGACCUACCAAACAGGAAGACUGUAGGUGUGAAGGCGCGACCGGAUAAGGCUCUUGCUUGUGUGCUGCGACCUAUUCUACACAAGUACAACUACCGCCUUCAGUGUGUCACCCUAUGCUUGAUGAGCGAGAGCGAAGUGGUGGAGAUGGAGACUCCUGCAAGUGCUGUCGACAACAAGAGGUUGCAGGUUUUGACGCGCAACACCGACGGCAUGAAGGGCAAGGCGACGCCCUCACUGGAGGAGAUUGCUAACCGCGUGUUCGAGGAGGUCCUGCAGGGCAAGUGUGACUCUCUGCCCUCGGACCGGGGCUCAGACGACUGGGGCUCCGAACACUCGUACGGACUGUUCGGGCGCGCAGGUGCGCACGGCUCCGCAAGUGCCACCAGCACUGCCAGCUGCCAGGAAACACGGACCAAGAGCAAGAAGAACCCUGUAGGCAGCAAACUGGGCCUCCAGCCCCCUCUCAUCACCAAGCUGAAGGUGGGCGUCAAGCUGCAGGGACGCUCCGACAGUGAUGAGCUGUGCAAGGGUCUGGAGAGAGCGCAACGCAGUCGUCUAGAGGACCAGCGUGGCACAGAGAUCAACUUUGAGCUGCCUGACUUUCUGAAGGACAAGGAGAACGCACCACAGGGCAAGAAGCUGCGCAAGGCGGUGUGCAUGGAGGAGGCACGAAGGCGAGAUAGCGACCCUCCUCCGCCACUACCGCCCAAGCCCAAACACCUGCCCUCUCCCGCGCCCUGGCAGCCGCAGCCUCGCGGAGUGUUCCGUGCACCUGCCGAGAUCACCAACAGUGGGCGCCUCGCGGGGUCGCGGCGUGCCGUCUACCUGGAGGAGCCGAGCAGCAGCUUCGUGUGACGUUCCCCAACACCCAUUCAUUUUCCUGUUAUUACUCAUUGGCCUUUGAGGAUUCAAGUAGCCUAAACAUUGUUUUACAAUUUGAAAGUCUGGAUGUUGAUGUACUAAAUUAUAAAAAUUACCAACUACACACAACCUUUGUGGUUUCAGAUAAUAUACUUAGAGUGCAGUGUUGACUUUGAGGUAGGUCAUUGCAAUUUUUCACAUGUUGAUGUGUAUUUAAUAGUUGGUGUUGAUAAAAGUUUUUUUUUAACACGAGGCAGGAUUUACGGCUGGCUGGAAGUAUAUUUUAUUGCAGGACUUCUAUAAAUCUGUGUUCAAGAACAUCUAUAUGGAACAAAAUAAUGAAUGUUCAAGGUAUGUUGCUACCAACUUAACACAAACUGUGUAAAAGUGCGGUUGUAUUUACCGUUACAUGUUUGUCAUUGGCUCUGGGGCUAGCGAUGUGCUAGUGCACUUGAGGCCCGUGCAGCCGAUGGGCAUCCUUGUUGCAAUCGCAGAGCCCUCGAGUUCUGUUCACUUGCAUCGCUGGCUUAGUCACUUGUAAACCCACACUCAGCAUGUUCCCUCCCUCGCUGGUUCGGGGAUACGGAAGGCAGGGGCAGUGUUAUUACUCCAGUACGUGCCUUGUAUGUAGACUAAUAACUGUCAAGAUUCUGGUUUAAUGAAUUUAAUGAACAUUUGUUACUUUCACAAAUGACUUUCAUUUAUUUAUUUUUAAUACAGACUGUUCAAAGUUGAAUCUAAGAACUUUAAGUAUUUUAUCACACCUUCUUUACUGCAUUCUACAAAAUCACCACCUCGCAAGACCGUACUAACUUUUUUGAAAUUUAGAAAUGUUUUUAAAAUAGUGUAAAACAAGUGCAAUUUUUUUACUGCACAUUUUCUGAAUCCAUGAAUGUUUUUAUUAUAUUUUUCCAGUUUGAAUUUUUUUUUUUAAUUUAAUAGUUAAAGUUACAUGAACAUUAAAUAACUCUAGAUAAAGCUUCAGAAAAUAAUAGUAAACGAAACUUACCAAAUGAUGCUCUGGGACAAUGUGGUCGUGGACAGCAGGAAGUGUUCGAGCUACAGACAAGCACCAAGCAAAUGGCAUCAAGCAUGUAGCUGCUGAGAUAUCAUCACACUAUUAGGGAUUCAGUUUGAAAAUUUAUAAUGGAAAUAAAAAUCUUGAUAUUUUUAUGUAAUCAGUAAACUAUAUACUAUAAUAAGUACUAACAACAGUUUUUUGAUGUUUUACAUGGUAUUUUUGUGUGUGCUUACUGAGAUAAUGUGACAUGAGGCUUAAUUUUUUAGAGUAAGAAAGAGUUAUAAAUAAAUUAUCAAUAUUUAUUAAGAAAAAAUAUAUAUGUUAUGUAAGUUCUAAGUACAGAUUUCAUUUUUAUUGAAUUUUAAAAUUUAAAAUGCUUUGCUGCUUUAAUUAAAAGUAAAGUAUUUUAUGUAAUAAUUUGAAAUUCACAUAGAGAAUGCUUGUAUUUACAUUUCAGGAACUAUGUCUUAGGAGCAGGCCACUCAAAAUUGUUCAAUUAUACUGGAAGACUGUAGUCCAAACGUCAAGCCAUGUUUGUUAGUGGGAGUGCUGUCAUUAUGUUCUAUCUCCCUCCUCCCCCCCCCCCUCUCUCUCUCUCUCUCUCUCUCUCUCUCUCUCUCUCUCUCUCUCUCUCUCUCCCCCCCCCCCCUCCCCCCACCAUAUUUGUGUGUACACACACCUACAUACAGAAUGAGUCUGAAUUUUAUCAACAAAUGUCGGCUGCAGGUACAUCACGACAAAAUAAGUUGAAAACAAGUGCUUCCCAAGUGUGGUAGUGUGUCUGCCCAGGCGCGUGGUUCAGUGAGCCGCCGGGGCGUCUUUAAAGUGGAGGCUUAGCAACAUUUUUAUUGUAAAUAGUUAUUAAUAAUAUUAUAACAUAUAUUAUUAAUGAAACAGAGCAUUUGUAUACUGUUCAAUUAGAUGAGUUAUGCAAACACCACAAGUUUUGUGGAUAUAAAAAAAUUAUUUUAUUGGCAAAAAUGUGGAAAAUAAAGGUGAUACUCCCAAUUAUUUCAAUGAAAUAAUUUUGUUACUGCCACAAAAUUAGUAUUGGUUCUAUAACUACAUUCAAUCAAACAGAAUCCAGACGCCCAUUGUUCCCUUUGAAUACUUGAUUAUUUACAAUAAAAUUGUUUGUAAACUCCAUCUUCAAAGACUUAUACCAGCUUUGGGAAGCACUUUAGACCAUGAGUAGGUUUUCAACUCAUUUUCUAAUGAUGAACCAGCAGCUGAAGUUUGUUGUUUGAAUUUAGAUUCAUCCUGUAUAUACAUAUACAUUAAUAUAAUGAAAUUGUUAAUGGUAAGAUAUCACAAGGGCCACGAUUAUAUGGUGAAUCGCAAAAUCGCGAAAUUUUCUGCGAAUUUAUAUGGAAAAAUGUGAAAAAAGCGAUUUUUAAGAAAAACCUUAAAUAACACCGAAAUCACACAAUACAAGUCUGUUAUACUUUAAUGUGAAAAGCUUGAUAGUCAAGACUUGCCCGGGCCCUGGUUGAUAAGCUGGAAGAAUAUCCUGCCUUGCAUUUAUACGUGCUUCCUCUAAUCAGCGUUAGGGCGCUGUCUGGUCAGCGUGUGUGUUAGUGAAGCGGGAUGAUAAGAGCGACGCUCAAUGGUAGUUCUAGCGCGGCUCUGAACUGACGCGCAGUCAUCUCGUUCCCGUCAGAUAAUUGUGAAAUUUGAGCGGUGACCGUAACAUUAUAUGGCGGAAAAAUAAAGAUAAAUGUGUAAUGCAUUUCCCUCUGAUACUUUCAAGAAAUUUGUAACGUGUUUUUUACACCUAAAACUUCGAAGACAUAUCUUUUAGCCAUUUUAUCUCCUCUAAAUCCUCUUAAUCCGAUAUCAAAAGAACCAGUUGGGCAUUAACAAAUUCUUAAAUGCUUUUCGUAAACAGACUCCAGUCGGAUAUCUAGUGUAGUUUGGAAAUCGCGUAGGUUUUUUGUGGCUGUGCGCGGAUCACGAUGUAGUUGCCAUUAGUCACGCGCCGAGAAUGUUGUCCGGCAGGAAGGGAGAGUAUACUUCAUUUGGGGUAAAAAUGAAUACUUUUAUGCCCUGCUAAAUUUUUCCAUUAAAGAAAUUUUGAAGUUUCAGUGAUUUUCCAGCAGAAAUAAUGUGUAACUAACAAACAAAUUGUAUCAAAACAAUUAACGGUAAAUGGCUGUCAUGGGGGCCCCUAAAAAUUUUUCAUUUAACCAGAAAUGGACUAUACAAACCUGGCUUUCGUCGUACGCAGUUUGGGGAAGGGGAGGAAGGAUGUUGACAGUUUCACAUGCCAAAGGAUGUUGAAGGAGGAGGGGGAGAGAGACACGAUGGUUUGAAUGCCUGGGAGGGAUGAACCUUGAAGUCUAGUCAAGGGAAGAGGUAAGCCGUAUGACGUCAUGCAUCCACCCCCUGUGCUGCCACCAGCCUGUCUAGACGAGAUUCCCGCGCUCCCACUUAUGUUGCACAAGCUACUGCUGCCGUAUUUUUAAGCAGAAUGUCCUUUUUUUUCUCUCUUAUACGAACAUUAGUACGAUUAUUAUAAACCCACACACAAUAUAUGCUGCGUGUUAAAUAAUGGCUUUUUAAUAACUUUUAUUGUGAGUUUUACAAUUUUUUCCCCAAUUAUUUUUGUAUUGGUGCCAAAAUAUCAGAUUUUUUUGACGGUUCCUGAGAAUGUAUGGUACUUUUUAAGAGAAAAUGUUUAACCAUAACUUUAAAAUGUUGAUUACAUGUGAUUCUAAACAACACAAUAGGCCCAACUGCUAUUUUUUUAGUCACAAUCGUGAAAUAUAUUGUGUAAGUACCAUGAAAACCUAAAAAAGCCAUAUUUUUUCAAAAGACGAAAUAACGACAAAAUGUGUGGUUUUAAAUGACGAAAUCAGGUUCAAAAUAAAACCAUAUAAUCUUGGCUCUAGAUAUCACGUAACUGUAAGCUAAAUAAUAUAGUUUACAUAUCUCUAGUGCCUUGCAAAAUUGUAACAAUAAAUAAAUUACAACUAGGUACCUGGUUAUUUUAUAUUGUAAAUUUUCUUGCCAGCAUAUCAGCAAUUUAAAUUCAGUUUUGUAUGUAAAAUAGCUAAUUAUUGAAUACUUAUUAGUAUGUAUUGUUUUAGGUAUUUAAAAAUAACAUAUAAAAUAGACAUUUGCUUAUCCAGAAAUAAUCAUCCGAGAAGCGCAUGCACCCCGCAGGUCUGUCACGGCAACCUGCCGCCCAGUCCAUCGCCCACAACCAACGCGUUCUGAUGUCUACCUAUCCCACCUCAUAAUGUGAUUAUUAGGCCUGUGCGAAUAUCAGUUUUUUAGUUCGAAAUUAAUAUGAAUAUCAAAUUAUUUGCGAAUAUGAAUUACACAAAUAAUUUCUAAGUCAAAGUUUGGUUAAAAUAUGUCAGUUACAUUAAUUAUGUUAAAAAUUAGUAUAAUUAGUUAAAUUAUAAAAUAAUCAGUUUUUUUAAUUAUGCAGCUAACCUAACUAACCUACCUACCUACCUAACUACCUACCUACCUACCUACCUACCUACCUACCUACCUACCUACCUACCUACCUACCUACCUACCUACCUACCUACCUACCUACCUACCUACCUACCUACCUACCUACCUACCUACCUACCUACCUACCUAUCUACCUUACCUUACCUACCUUACCUUACAUUACCUACCUACCCACCUUACCUACCUUAUCUUACCUUACCUACCUACCCACCUUACCAUACCUACCUUACCUUACCUACCUACCCACCUUACCUUACCUACUUUACCUUACCUACCAGUGGCGAGGCGUGAGGUUUACAUGAGAGAAAGCAACAACUCCGUUCACCUCAAAAAUGGGGGGGGGGGGGGGGGGGGGUGUUUCCGGAGGCCCUCCCCCGGGAAAAUAUGGAUUUCAAGGCACUUGAGUAGUUUUCUUAACUGAACAUUGACUAUUCCACAGGUAGAAAAAUUGACUUUUUUUUAAAUUAUAAAUUAUUUUGAAAAAUAAUAAUGUUUGACUUACAUUAUUCUGAUCGUAAAAUACCUACUCUACAUUAUUUAUAUACUAAGUGGGAGUGUAGUAUCAUCGAUAUCUGGUACAAAAAAUAUAAACAGACAACACAUGGCAAACUAAGUACUUAAAAUAAAGAGAAGAACCUCAUAAAAAUGUACUAGAAUAGUAAAAAUUAUAUCUUGGUAUUUUUCGUACCAACACAAAAGAAAUUAUCUUCAUACGUGAUCAGAAACUCUGUUAACUGAUAUGUGUACCAAUAAACUGGCACGUCAAUCAUUCCAUUCCUGAAACGCCACCUCGCCACCUGCCAUGCUGAACUGUAGCAGACAUAGCCGAAGCAGUCUGCGGAAGAAUUCCACCGUCUGCUUCGGCCAUGUUCGCUUCAGUUCGGGAAGAAAGCGUUACCUUCGUAGCUUCUACCACGUAUUUUUACAGCCAAUCCCCUCCUCGAACCUUUGUACCAUGCCACCUCCCUUCCGAAAGGAAACUACUGCGGAAGCCUUCCUGCUGAAAGCGGUCUUACCAGCGCUUCUAAAACUAGCAACGCUUCUAAAACAGCAUGUUUUGUGUAUUGUGUGUCAACGAGUUCUUUUCUUAUAGCGCACAGCGCACAGUACUGGGUCCCAAGAAGAUAGUGUAAAAAAUACAUACACCUAACGGCACGAGCCAAACUAAAAUACUAUUCUGAAUAAAAUAUUUAUUUAAAAAAUACAAUGUCUGGAAACUGCCUGGGCAAGCACUGCUUGCCUUGCUUGCCCUGACGAGACGCCACUGCACUCGAGAAACCAGAAGAUUAAGAAGUGAAGCUCGGAACAAGGGAGAGGAAUACACGACCAAAACAGGAAGAAUUGUGGUACAAAGAAAGUCAUCUUAUAUAGGUUCUUGUAGGAUGAAGUGUGAUGAAAGAAUAUCAUCAAAUGAUGUUAAGGAACUCUUUAAAGAUUACUGGGCAUUUGGUAAUGCUCGUGACAGGGCAAUGUACAUUGCAGGUCUGCUUGAAUUACAAAGAACAGCAGCUCAUAGACCAAGAUCUGAAGAUCCAGAUAAGUGUCAUUAUCGACAGAUCACAGUUAAAUACAGUGUACAAAUUAAUGGUCAAAACACAGCAAUUUGUAAGAAAUGCUUUCUAAGUGUGUUUGGAGAGACCAAGAAAUUCAUUGAAAUGGUAUUGGUCAAGAAAAGAGCCUCAGUUAGUGGUUUGUUUGAAGGAGACGGAAGAGGAACUUCAGUUCCUCCAAAUAAAAUAUCUGAGGAACGCAUGCAACUGGUACAAAACCAUUUAUUAUCUUUUCCAGCUUAUGAGAGUCAUUACUCUCGAAGAGAUUCAAAAAAGAAAUAUUUACCACCUCAUUUAACAUUAGCUACCAUGUAUGAUGAAUAUAAGAAAGUAUAUGGCAAUGAAUCAGUUUCAAGAAAAGUGUAUGAGAAAGUGUUUCACGAUUUGAAGCUAUCCAUUAAAAAACCCAACAAAGACACAUGCCAGCGUUGUGACCGUCUGAAAAUGUCUAUAGCUAUGAGCAAAAAUAAUGAGGAGAAGAUAAAAUUAGAAACAUGUUUUGUGUGUCGAGUUAUUUUAUUAUAGCGCACAGCGCACAGUAUUAGGUCCCAAGAAGAUAGUGUAAAAAAAUACAUACACCUAAUUGCAUGAGCCAAAGUAAAAUACUAUUCUGAAUAAAAUAUUUAUUUAAAAAAUACAUUGUCUGGAAACUGCCUGGGCAAGCACUGCUUGCCUUGCUUGCCCUGACGAGACGCCACUGUUACCUACCUACCCACCUUACCUUACCUACCUACCCACCUUACCUUACCUACCUUACCUACCUACCCACCUUACCUUACUAACCUUACCUACCUAUCCAAGAUACCUUACCCACCUUACCUACCUUACCCACCUUACCUUACCUACCCACCUUACCUAAAUUACCCACCUUACCUACCUACCCACCUUACCUACCUUACCUUACCUACCUACCUUACCUGCCUACCCACCUUACCUACCUUACCUACCUACCUACCUUACCAACCUUUCCUACCUUACCUUACCUACCUUACCAACCUUACCUCUGUACCUUACCAACCUUACCAACCUUACCUACGCACCUUACCAAGUUUACCUACCUACCCAACCUAAUUGGUCCGAAAAUAGGCCGACCCCUUCUACAGCACACUCAAAAUCAGGGAAAAAUAAAUUUUAACUAACUAAAAUUAUUAUCAGCAGCAUAUUAUCUCAGUAACACUUCAAAUAAGUUAGUAUUUAUUGAACUGACAAAUUGUGUUAUUCUUACUUACCAAAAUAUAUAAAUAUACAUAAUAUAUAAGCUGUGUUUCCGUUUAUCUUCAUAUUCUUUUGUAGUGGUGCCAACAUUUUAUACGGCAAUGGCUACAUUUCGGCAAUGGCUACAUUUUCUAAGUUCAUAGAAAUUGCGACGUAAAAACAUUUACCGGUAUGUUUAACUUUGACGUAAAAAAAACCAAAAUGGUUUCAUGUAAAACGUGUAUGAAUCAACGAUAAAACAGCCAAUAUUGCAAAUAGGUUUUAUUGUUCUUGUUACUGUUGGUAUGUACCGGUAUUUGUUUAUUCAUGUCGCAACUACAAGUUGCCAACACUGGUGCCAUUUUGUUUUUCCUGUGGUAGAAGAGUAAAUAAAACAUACUACGGUAAAUAACCUUACUGCAAAAUUGCUGUUUUUACUAAUUGUUUUUUGUAAAUACCACAUUUUACAAGAAAAUAAAAUUACCGCAGCCUGUUAAAUACAGUUCAAAAAUAACCAGACCGAGCUUUUAAAAGCUAUGUGCUACAAGUGACCACAUCUGUGUACUUAACUUAAAAUAUGAUACAUUAUUGGGGUUAAGUGUGUUUACUAAAUUUCUAAGUUGGAAAAAUUACUAAUUCCACGUAAGUAUGGUGUAAUUUUAGGUCAAUGAAUUGUAUAUCUGAUAUCAUUUUUAUGCCAUAAGUGAUUCUCCUUGAAAUGUAUGUGUUUAAUCAUACUAUUUUGGCUAGUGCCCCAUUAUAGGCCGACUCUAGAUUUCAAGGUUGACAAAACUGGCAAAAAAGGUCGGCCUAUCUUCGGACGAAUACAGUACCUACCUACCUAUUCAGUUUCUAUUCACCUCAUUUUCCACAACCUGCUACUCUACAUAUUGAUCCAUAAAAUUUUCCAAAGCAUAAAAUAUUGUGAAAUCCAUUACAAACUUUUUUUAUGUAAAAAUGUGAUUUUUUUUUUUAAAUACUGUACCACAAUUAUUGAUUGAAUGAAAUAGUACUUGGGUGGUUCUGAAAUUAAAGGGAAUUUGAGGAGGUGAAAAAAAAAAUAUAAAUAAAUAAAAAAUUGAAAUUUUACUCUUAGAAUGUUAUUUACAUGUAUAAUAAUAUAGCACUUCAGAAAAAGGUCAAGGAAACAUAUUUAAAAUAAAACAACAGUUUUCUCAUUUUCCUGAACAUGGAGGUUACAUUUCAAGCCACGGAGGUUACAAGCGACACUUUAAAUGAUAAUAUAGCAGUAUUAAAUGAAACAAAAUAAGUAACUUAAAACUGUAACAAAGUCAUAUUCAAGUUAAAAGAUAAUUGCAUAUGAAUAAAUUUUUAUAAGCCUAUUAAACACGAGAAAUGUCUAUUUUUAAAGUACUAUUUAUAUUUUGCUAAAUUUCAGGAAACUUAUAACGACAUCUCUUGUUCAGAAUUUUUGUUACAAUUAUAAAAUUAUCGAUUUUAUUACAACAUUAAAAACAUCAUAUUUUGGUGGAAACAUAAAUCUAUAUCUUGUCCAAAUUUCCUUAAAAAACUAAUAGUACACUCUUGUUCAACAGAAGAUUAAACAAUGCCAACAUAAUGCCUUAGGUAUUUGUAGUUUUACAAAAUUUCACACAAACAAGAUUAUUUUCUAUGUAGUAUUCUUUAGAGCUUUAUUCCAUGUCACUGUCUGAAGAGUAGACAUCACUGUAUCUUAAUUUUGGCUGAGAUUUUUUUGAUACUGAAAAUAAUAAAUUAAGGAAAAUAUUUAGUCAAUGAUAUCAUAAACACAAUUUAAUGAAUUUGUUUUAUCUUUAAUUGAAAGUACAACCUAAAUUAAAAAUUAUUUUAUCUUAGUGAGUUACCUCUAAUAGCCUUUACAGAGGUAACUGACUAAAAAAUAAAUGAAAAAAUAAUUGGAAAUGAUAGUUGAAAAGGAUACAUUCACUGGUGUUUACGACAGGCACAGGAUUGUAGGAUCCCAGGUGAUAAUGUUGACACUUAUCAUCAGGUCUACAUUUAAAGCAACUAAGUCUGCGCAUAUUUAGUGCCUUAGAUUUGCUUACGCAUGUCACUUGGUGACACUUCAUUGUUCCAAGAAAGGGUGUAAGGGGUAGAUUCAGCAUUUUGUCCAUUUUUUUAAUCUCAUCUAUCACAACUGUAAAUAGUUGGAUUUUUGUCUUCUCUUUUAAAACAUUAAACAGACUCUUGAAAUCAGCAAGGUCUUGUCCCUCUGCUACGAGACGAUCUACUGUUCGUUUCAUUGAGCCACCAACACCAUCUGGUGCUCCCUUACCAUGACCAUAGGCGUGCGCACGGUAGGUGCCACAGGUGCCUUGGCACCACCAUUAGGGUUAACGUUAUUUUGUUUUUUACAAGCAGAAAUAAUACAUACUUACAAAAAUCCGUAUUAUUUCAAAAAAAAUAUGUUUUCCAAUCGUGUCGAGUUACAGAUAUGUGCUCAUAACACUAUCAGUAUAUCAAUUAUGAAUAGAACCAACUAUACACUCGGAAACAAGCCAGGUGCAAUAAAUUACUUGUGUUGUACACGCGGGCCGCGGCUACGAAACUUUUGAAAUGUAAAUACUUCUCCUACUUCUCCUCGAAUUACAUAGAAUGCACGCUCGGUGUCCACUGUUCAUUCCACUCGGCAGGCGCACGGAAUAAUAGCCGCCGUCCGCUAGGUAGCACUACUGUAGUGUUUACUCUUACUGUUUACUGUUUACUGUUCUAAUGAGUACACGAGUACAGCCUGUGUUUGUUAAGUGGAUCACUCAUUAAUUAAUUAUUUUAUUUUCACUAGUUGACAGUUGUUAUGGUUCGUUAAUUGCUGUAUAUAUCUGUCUGUAUGAUGUAUAAAUGGGUGAUUAAAAUUAAAAAGUUGGGACCCGAAAAGGAUUACUCAAUGACUUAUAUGCAUUCGCCGACAAACAUUUUUGUUGUAUUCCAAAAGUUAAAACUUUUGCCCACUCUUAUUUGUGUAUUUUUAUUAUUUUAAUAUUUGACAUAUUUGAGGUAUGUUACAAAAACUCCCUUGACUUGUUGAUUUUAAAACUUAACAUUUGAGAAUGUUUUUUCUAGCAUUUAUUUGGCGUCUUCAGAAAACAUGUAAGUACGGUUUUUCAAAGCCACCAGCAUGAAUUCCGUGCAAACAAUUUGUGCAAUUUACUUUAUGGCUCAACAAAGCUUAAAACUGUAAAUAGUUUAGUAGUUUUCCUGGCGAUUAAAACGUUCAAAGCCAUAAUUUGUCAUAAAAAAUGUUAAAAUUUUAACAUCUGUAUAUUUAAUGCUUUUGUUCGGAAACACCUUAAAUAGCACCAUUUAGCGCUUUCAAAUCCAAAUUUUUCCGGGGGAGAACCCCCCCCCCCCCACCCCCCGCUUUAGGCUCGGGUAUGUGAAUGAUAGGGCUGUUGUGUAAUCUGGCACCACCACUACUGAAGUCCUGCGCACGCCUAUGACCAUGACCACUCUCGGAGUAAUUCCAUGUGAGGCUUUCAAGGCAAAAUUUGCUCAGAUACACUUUCAUUAAAUAGAACAUACAUUUGUUCCUGUACUGAGUUGCAGGACUGUCACUAAAAAAAUGUAAAUUAUUAAUGUUGGGAAAAUAGCUUCUUUUGAUGUACGACAUGAUUUUUUCAAUGUGUGUUGCAAUAGCAGAAGCAUCAUGUCUAAGACUUUCUGACAGAGAACAAACAGGAAUGGUUUUCAGGUCAGAAUCUUUUUGUUUCAAGUACACUACUCCUGUGUGCAAAGUAAUUUGCUGGUGAGAGCCUCCAAAAUGCACACUUUGAAUUUCUUGAAAAUAUUUGCAUUCAUAGUUCUCACUAAAAUCUAUGUGUAUCAGCACGUCAUUGUCUUUCAGCUUUUUUUUUUCAAAUUGCAAAUAGUUUGAUACUGAUGAAUUACGCGAACAACAUUAUUCAUAUACUCUGCUUUCAUGUCUAAAAGCAUUUCAACUGCAUUCUUAAUUGAUGUUUUAAUAUAUUUUUUUUGUUAUUUUUCUUAUACAUUUUUUUCUUUUCCUUUCACCAAUAUGUUUUCUUUUUUCCAAACCCAUUGUUCAAUUUCAAUUUCUUUGUCUUGGAGUAACUGUAUUUUAAUUUUGUUGUGUCUGCAUUCCUUGCAUUUUCUCUCUAGACAGAUUUCCUUUGUUUUUUCACCUUCACAACAUAGUGACUUAAUUAAUUGAUCACUAUCUAUGGCUUCGAUUACUUUUAAAUUCUUCAACUUCUUAAAAACCAACUCAAAAUGUUCAUGCUUCACACAUAAACAAGUCUUUCUGUACUUAAUUUUUCGCAAGUAUGACCCAAAAGGGCUGAAAAAAACAAAAUGUUGAACAAGAUAUGUUAUACCCAAACUCUACCUCAAAUUUUUUGUGGAGACUUUUUAAAUUUCCUGUUAAUAUUCUCUUUUGUUUUUUCACCUUUCGUUUUGUAAUGCAAUCUUUUUUUCCAGGUUCAAGUCUACUUACAUCAUCCUGUUCAAAAAAUUUAAUUACAUCUGAUUUAACUUUUAUUUGAUUUGUGGUCCUGUAUGUUAAUGUUGUUUUUAAACUUUCGUGAAUAUUUUUCCCUUUAUUAACAUGUUGAAUUCUCUUGUAGUAAGAUUGUACACAAUCUUUCAUUUUUCUUACGGACUUGUAUUUUUUAAUAAUUUUGCCUGAUAACACUAAAGCUUUAAGGGAUUUCCGAGAAUGUUUGUUUUUAUCAAACUUUUCUUGAAUUUGGGUUGUAAGCGCAGAAGAAAAUUCUAGACUUUUUCUCACUUUGGAUGAUACAUUUCCUCCUCUAAGAAGUGUUCUUACUUUCAUCCUUGGGCUAUUUUUAUUGCUUACUUUACCUUUAAAGGGGAAGAACUUUUUUUUGUAUCCAUCCCCACGUCUUCUUGAUUUUUCUAGUUUCUCCUUGAGCUUUUUUUGUUCUUUAUAAAAUUUUGAUCUGUUCCUUUUUUUUCAAUCUUUUACCACUUUCCUCUCUGCUCGUUCCCGCCCGACCAAUAUUAGGUUCAUAAAGAAUUACAUUCUCAUCCAUCAUUAUGUUAGCUGUAUUGCUGUCAUUGUUGCUGGGAGGAGGUGUAUGCUGUUCCAAAGUUUGGUAUAGUUCUGUAUCUUUUUUCUUCUUUUCUCUGUGCCUUUUUACUUUUUCCCGUACAGCUUUUCUCUGCACACGUUUUUCUCUGUCAUUCAUCUGGGAAACUUUUUUAAUCUUUCCACAUUCAGUUCUCGCCUUUCUCUUUCUUUCCUUUUAUGCUCUUCAUAUAAUGCAGGAUCUUCUUUAAUUCUAUCCCUUCUUUGUUCGGACACUCUUUUCAUCUGUCGUAUCGUUUCUGUUUGAGCAUCUUUUAUUUUACCACGUAUUUUCUUAUUUGCAUUUCUACUUUUCAUAGCAGCUGAAGCUGUACUAAGAUCUUUCUUCCUCUCUUUUUUUCUUGCAGCCAUUUCAAACUGCACCUAAUGAAUGAAUUAAAUCAAUAAUUUCAUGUAGUCAUAGACCUAACUGUAGCAACCAGGUAUGGGCCCCGGGGAAGGAAGGAGGGCAAGGGUCAUUGCUGGUAAAUGGACAUUUACAUUUUACAAUUUUAAAUUUAAACGUUAUAUUUUUCAUCUUGGAACGAGCCAUGACUCAUUUCCCGCUCCCUGGGCACACACCUGACAGUAAUUAGUUUAAACAUAUGUCUACAGUGGCUAUUAAAGUAAGAAUAUCAAAACAGUUUAUCUGCAGUUUUACUGCAAUUUUUAUAUAAAAAACUGAUUGAUAAAUUAGAUUAUAAAUCUAUAAAUAAUUAGGCCUAUAACAUAACUUUCUGUAACCUCCAUUGUUAACUGUAACCUCCAUUGUUAACUGUAACCUCCAUUGUUAACACAACCCAUGGAGGUUACUUCCAUGGAGGUUACAAAUAAGUAGCAUUGCCAUGCUUAAAACCUAACCUAAAAGAUUGAGAAUUAACUGCCUUGGUUUUUAGAGAGAAAAAUAGCUAUUUAAUAAGAGUUAAUUAAAAAAGUAUGUUUAAUACUAUAAGGAAUAAUGUUAGUAAACACAUGGAGGUUACAAGAACAAAAAUAACUCACUUGGUUUUCAAGAAUUGAAAGGCUUUUUCACAAACAAAAUAAAACUACACACAUCCAACAUCAUCACCAGACAAAAUGGCUGAUGUGAGCUUCACUUCAGCUCUGAUAAAGAAGACACUGCUGCUAUCUAGUGGGAUUUAAAUCAAGUUUAAGUUAUUCCACAGCAGUUACCUCAGCACUCCGUGGACAACUUUAAUGUUUAAAAUUAAGCAAUUAAAUAAACUAAAAUUGUUAUUUCUUUGUGAAUAGUAAAUUAGUUAUACAAUAAAUAAAUGUUUAAUCAAGAGUUUUACACAAAAACAUUAUUAAUCAGGUUUAUUUCUUUAGUUAACACAAAAAAAAUGUGGGUGUGGACAUUCCAUGAAGGUUACAUUUCCCAUAUAUUGCAUUUUUUUUUAAAUAUAAAAUUAAAUAAAUAUGUGAAAUAAAAACUGCAAACAUUACAUAUCAACUUUUUCCUACUUAAUACCAGCUUCCUCAUUUAAAAUAUUAAUUGUUAAGCCAAUAAUAUCCCAGGGACAAAAAAAAUCACCUUAAUUUCAGAACCACCCAUUUACAUAUCUAAACAUCUAAACCCUAGCCAUUCACAAGUUUUCAUUGUUAACUGCAGCCAGGUAAAUUGUAUUUUAGUUAAGUAAUAUUAUAAAACACAAUUUUUUCUAGUAUCAUCUAAAAUCUUAAACCAUUAUUAAUUUUGUUUACAUAUACUGUAUAUAUAUAUUUUUCUGAGUCACAAUGUCUGUUUCAUUUUAGAUACAUACAGCAAGUAAGCUGCUACUAUAUCACAUGGUGUUAGAUUGGUUGUGACUAUCAAUUUAUACACCGUUGAAACUAUGAUGAUUUCUUCUAUUAAUACCCAUCUCAAUGGAGUAUUCAGUUUUGAGGUGUGGUAGUCCGUGUUUGUUUGUUUUUUUCCCACUUAUGGUGCGAGUGAUGAAAAUAAUACAAAUAUAUUUUGUUUUCAAGUUUGAAAAGAAUAUGUAGUCUCCACCAUUCCUAUGCCAGACCCAAACUUGUGCAACAAAAAUGAGAAGUAAAGCAGAACCUUGGCUACGCCAUUUUGUAGUGUGUAUAACUAUGCACUAAAACAGUAUAAAAAUAUUCCUGUACACUCUACAGUCUGGGUGAUGGCAGAUUGAAGCAUUAACUUUUUCCUUUAAAUUAGUACCACUGAUUAAUUUCCAUAACUUUUCCAGGAUUUCAAGCAAGUUCCCUGACUUCUCCUGACCAAUUCCAACUCCCCUGACUUUCCAGAAUGUACACACCCUGACAGUAGGAUAGAGUGGGGGAAUUCCGAUCAUCGGGGUAAUUCCGACCACUAUUGAUCUCUGAAAUACCGAUUUAUUUGAGUCGUUUGUAUGAUGCUAUGCUCUUCAGGAGGAUAAAUGAAGCUCGUUCAUAUAGUUGGCGCGAUUCUGCCUGCGUAGAGACAGCCGCAAGAGUAUUUUGUUUAUUUCGUCGAUAAUUCUUGUAAGAAAUUUGGAUCAUAUUAUGUAAGGUAGGUAAUAAAGUAGCCAUAAGUAAAAUCUGCAAUUAUUUGUACACAAGUAAACAGGAUUAAUAUGAAUAAUAAUGAACUUACAAAUUUUUUUAACUUACCGUAAGUUACAGAAGAUGCGAGUUUGUUUACACAUGGUAAUUCGGGGGAAUUCCGAUCAGCACUGAUUACCCCAAAUAGCAUUUUAAUCAAUAAAUUUUAAUAAUAUAAAAUAUUUUAAUAACAAUUACGUAAUACACUGUUCACAGAUGCCUCGACAUAGAGUACGAACAACACAAAAAGCAUCAUGGAAUGCUGAAGAUUAUGAAGACAGAUGGUCCCCCAGGUUCUUUGUAUCAGUGUUCGAAGUCAGGCUGGAUAAAUAAGGAACUAUUUUUAGCAUGGCUAAAACAUUUCAGUGCCUUUUGUAAACCAGAUCCUAACAAUCCAGUAUUGCUUGUUCUGGACAACCAUUCCAGCCACAUAUCUCACGAGUCAUAUGAAUUUUGUCGUCACAAUGGAAUAAUCAUGCUGUCUCUGCCUCCACACACAUCCCAUAGAAUGCAGCCUUUGGAUGUUGCUUUCUAUGCACUGCUGAAGAAGGCCUAUCACGAAGCAUGCAGAAGAUGGAUGGUAAAUCAUCCCUACGAAAAACUCAUUCCAGAUGAACUUUCCGGACUCUUUAACAUUGCGUUUAUGAAGGUAGCAACAAUUGAGAAGGCAGUCAAUGGUUUUCGGAAAUCUUAAAUUUGCCCUCUAGAUCCAGAUAUUUUUUCUGAAGAGGAAUUCUUUCCCAGUUACCUGGAAGAGGUGUAUAGGUCUAUCAUAGAAGGAGGAAUUGAAAAUGUUACCACUGUCACUUCUCCUUUUAUUUCAAGUUCAACUACUGGGAACAGAAUUGUCUCGCCCAAUAUGGAUUUUACACAUUCCAGUUGUGCUAGUCAAUCAAGUUCUUUCAUGUGGCUCCAGUGCCAAAAAUAAUUUCUCGGGUCGCAAUAGAGUCAAAGACAAGGCCUAGAAGAAAAAAUUGCAUUCUCAGAUCCUAACUUCAACUCCGCAAAAGAAAUGUCUUGAAGAUGCUAGGGUAAAAAAGUCUGUUGCAAAAAAAAAAAGUAAGUUCGAAUAAGAAAGAAGAAAGGACUUCAUGGAGAAUUAGGCCCAGAUUCCCGGCCAAAAAAGAAACAAAGUCAUAAAAAGAUACUUCCAGUUAGUUCCUCAGAAGAUGAUGCAGUUGCUGAUCCUUGUGAUGACAUAGAACCAACAAUAAGCAAUGCCAAAGACUUUUGCAUUCUUUGUAGAGAUGGACAUGACAAUGAACUUUGGUAUAGGUCCACUUCGUGUUCAGAGUGGGCUCAUGCAGAGUGCACUGGUUUUGAUACACCAGACAAUUAUAUUUGUGACUAUUGGAAGUCAUAAAUACCAAUCACUUAAGAGUUGAUUUUAUCAGCUAUAAUUUACAUAAUUUUUAUUUUGUCUCAACAAUUUUUUUUUCCACACAAAAUAUUUUAAUUCAUUUGCUUGUAGUGUGCUAUGCAUUUAUUUGUGCUUAAGUAUUAGUUAAGUGACAGCCAUAUGUCCAAAAUAAUUUAAAUAUAUUGGUGAAUAUAAAUGAUCGGAAUUACCCAAAUGUCGGGGUAAUUCCGACUAUUAAAAAAAAAAUUUUCCCAAACCAAUAACAAUUUCUUUAUUUCUAAUACCCACAAGUCAAGUCAUAAUAUAGGAGAAUAUAUAUUCUGUUUUACACCUCCAUUCUGUAACAAAUUGUCAUAAUAUGGACAAUCUUGCUUAAGUGAUCGGAAUUCCCCCACUCUACCGUAUUCAUUUUAUUAUCCAUCACAGCAAAAAUUAAAAUAAAAUGCACUUUUUCAGUCACAGUAUCAUAUAAUUUGGUGUAAAAAAAAAUGCUUUUAAUUUUAAAACAACAAAUUUUUUAAAAUUUAGUACUGUCAUCAAUUGUCCUAUUAACUUUUCACGUAUUGAUUUGAGUUCUAUGAUGAUAUGUGUCCUUGCUUUGUCACACCUUUUUCAUUUUAUCUCCUACAGAAAAAGUUUUACGUUUCUGCAAAUCAGCAAUAUGAAAUUAAGUAUGAUAAUAUGCAGACAACUAACUGUAUUAAACUGCAGCUAAACUGUUUGUGUAGCAGAACAAGAUUAUACCAAGUGCAUGUAAGUGUUAAAAUCUUUUGGUUCAUUUAUUCUGUACAUGCAUACAGCAGGAGAGAGAGAGCGAGCAUGAUUCUACAUACCAAAUUUUAAAACUACCUAUGUUUAAUGAAUGUUAAAUGCUAUACAGUUAACUUAUAAAAAGAAAAAUUACUGACAUAGUGUUUCAUAAUUUGCACAACCUGUUUUCAAGAUAUUUGAAAAUAUGCUUGGUUAUAUGCAAUAAUUGUAAUUUGUUCACAAUUCAAAUGUACUUCAUAAGUUAAUCUUGCUAUUACAUACACAAUUUUUUGUUUUAAAAUUUAAGCAUUUUAUUUACAAGUAGAGACAGUUGGAUAACUUGUUAAAUGAUUCCUACAUUGUUAUUAUUCAGUGUGUGGUAUACAAGAUAUGCUGAUUAAACACCUUACUCAAGCACUCAGAGUUGUAUCUAUGGAAUCUAUCUUAGUAUGACCAAAUAUUAAAUGAUCUUGGCUUUGUCUUCAGUGAAGACUAAAUCAUUUUCUUCAACCUAAAUUUAAAUUGAAAUAUAGUCUUCACACACAGAACAACUACGGAAACUUCCAAAUGAAUGUCCUUGGUUUAAGUGCUGGCACCAGAAAUUUCUUGGUUAGUUAGUUAUGGUCAGAGUGCACCACCUCGCGCUGAGACCUACCACCCCUCAGCUGCUCUGAUUUCGCCACCUUCGCAGGUAAACAUGUGGAAGGAGAUGUGAUGUUACUUGGAAAUAAUGACUGUAUGUUGGUUCCUAGAAACUGUAGGUUAUUGAAUCAUGUUUUGGUUUGGCAAGGCUUUAAGUUUUUUUUUUUUACCAUUAUAAAUUAUUUAAAUAUUUGUUUGUACUUCGACUAAGUUAACCAGUUUGUCUGCAACUUGUACUACGUACCCAUUGUCAGUUGUGGCUUGACAUUGUGUGAUGUUUGUAACUUUGUGGAAAGGAAGUGGGAAAUAUUUGUUUUAUGCAAAAGUAUUAUUAGUUGUAAAACUAUUGUAUUAUAUUUUGUAAUAAAAUCAGUAUCAAUAUGCAGAA
This is a messenger RNA of Bacillus rossius redtenbacheri, 21702 nucleotides long. It is a transcript of the gene loco, whose product is annotated as regulator of G-protein signaling loco. Gene Ontology annotation, cellular component: plasma membrane; nucleus; cytoplasm. The coding region runs from base 469 to 3747 and encodes 1092 amino acids. Gene Ontology annotation, molecular function: GTPase activator activity; protein binding. The record is from RefSeq and is a predicted model, not a curated record. Lineage: Eukaryota; Metazoa; Arthropoda; Insecta; Phasmatodea; Bacillidae. The transcript is spliced from 11 exons. Gene Ontology annotation, biological process: signal transduction; regulation of G protein-coupled receptor signaling pathway.